AUGGAUUCCAAACAUCGCUGUGUGGAACUCAAUGAUGGGCACGUCAUUCCUGUUCUGGGCUUUGGCACCUAUGCAUCUGAAACGGUUCCCAAGAGAAUGAUUACAGACUGCACCAAAUUAGCUAUAGAUGCUGGGUUCCGCCAUAUUGAUGCUGCUUAUUUGUACCAAAAUGAGGAGGAGGUAGGACUGGCCAUUCAAAGCAAGAUUGCAGAUGGCACGGUGAAGAGAGAAGACAUAUUCCUCACUUCAAAGCUGUGGUCUACUUGCCAUCGACAAGAGCUGGUUCAACCUAGCUUGGAAAGAUCACUGAAAAAACUGAAUUUGGAUUAUGUUGACCUCUAUCUUAUUCAUUUCCCAGUGUCUCUAAGGCCAGGGGAUGAGAUGUAUCCAACAGAUGAACAUGGAAAAUUAAUACUUGACACAGUGGACCUCUGUGCCACCUGGGAGGUCAUGGAGGAGUGUAAGGAUGCAGGAUUGGCUAAAUCCAUUGGGGUGUCCAAUUUUAACCGCAGGCAGCUGGAGAUUAUCCUGAACAAGCCAGGGCUCAAGUAUAAGCCUGUUUGCAACCAGGUUGAAUGUCAUCCUUAUCUCAACCAGAGCAAACUGCUAUCUUUCUGCAAGUCAAAAGACAUUGUGCUGGUUGCCUAUGGUGCGCUAGGAACUCAACGAUAUAAACAUUGUGUUGACAAGAACACACCAGUUCUCUUGGAUGAUCCAGUUCUUUGUGACAUGGCAAAAAAGCACAAGAAAACUCCAGCCCUAAUUGCCCUUCGCUACCAGCUGCAGCGUGGAAUUGUGGUCCUGGCCAAGAGUUUCACAGAACAUCGGAUCAAAGAGAACAUGCAGGUUUUUGAAUUCCAGCUACCUACAGAGGACAUGAAAGUCCUAGAUGGCCUGAACAGAAAUUUGCGGUACUUUGCUGGCUUUAUGUUUGAAGGCCACCCUAAUUAUCCAUUUUAUGAUGAAUAUUAG
Messenger RNA from Castor canadensis (American beaver), 972 nucleotides. RefSeq names its product aldo-keto reductase family 1 member C18-like. Lineage: Eukaryota; Metazoa; Chordata; Mammalia; Rodentia; Castoridae. The record is from RefSeq and is a predicted model, not a curated record. Gene Ontology annotation, molecular function: oxidoreductase activity.